This is a messenger RNA of Nothobranchius furzeri (turquoise killifish), 4098 nucleotides long. RefSeq names its product prominin 1 b (gene prom1b). The record is from RefSeq and is a predicted model, not a curated record. Gene Ontology annotation, molecular function: cholesterol binding. NCBI's taxonomy places the organism in Eukaryota, Metazoa, Chordata, Actinopteri, Cyprinodontiformes, Nothobranchiidae. Gene Ontology annotation, cellular component: microvillus; plasma membrane; cell surface.
CUGCUUUUAGCUCGCUGCCGGGGAGCGCGAGGACACCGAGAGAGUGAGAAGAGCACCCUUUAGCUUCCAUUGGUCCUCCGGGAAAGAUGUCAGUGAUGAGUCCAUCCCGAGAAACCAGGAGCUAACUGGAUGUUUGGUCAGAAAGUUUCCCUUCGGACGAAGAUAAAGCCACCGAGAGGGACAGGUGUCAGCCGCCGGACUGCUAGCGGGUCAAACUCUUAUUUUCUUUUCCAAGGGAGCAGGACUCUUUUUCCGAGCCAUGUUGUGGACCAGGGGGCUCGUCCUGCUGCUCUGCUGGGGGGUUACCAGCGGCGAGCUACAGGCGGAGGAGAGGGACGGCGCCCGGGAUGAGGUCAGGUCGGACUCCCGCAGACAGCGCUCCCCUCCUCCUGUGGAGCCGCUGGACUUUGGGUUUGUUCCAGCUGCGGUUUAUGACACCCAUGCCUAUUACGAACCCGGGACCAUAGGCAUCCUUUUCCACGUGGUCCAUGCGUUCCUCUACGUUGUUCAGCCAAACUCCUUCCCCAAAGAUCUCAUUGUUAAAGUUGUUCAGCAAAACAAAGGAGGAGUCAAAGUAGAAGAAUGGAGGAAGCCAGAAAACGUUGUCCUACUGCUGCAGUGGAUCCAUUACGAGUCCGGGUUCUUGAUAUGUGCGGUGGUCGGUAUCAUGUUUGUGGUUUUCACCCCCAUCAUAGCCGCAUGUUUCUGCAUGUGUCGAUGCUGCGACAACUGCGGAGGCGAGAUGCAUCAGAGACAGAGAAAAAACGCAGACUGUUAUCGAGGUUUCUUCACCGCCUCGCUCUUCACCACCACCGUCUUCAUCAUUCUGGGCGUACUUGUUGCCUACGCUGCCAAUCAUAACAUCAGCUCUCAGAUUAAAAACACCAGACGACUUAUAAAUACCAACAUGAGGGACCUAAAGACGUUUGCUAACAACACCCCAGCGCAAGUGGAAUACCUGACAGCCCAGUACACAACUGCAAAGAACAAAGUCCUGUCAGACCUGGACAACAUCGGGCCUCUGCUGGGAGCUCGGAUCCACAGUAAUCUAGAGAAAGAAGUGGUUCCUGCUCUGGACGCCGCACUUCGAAUGGCAGGAGCAAAAGUUGAGAGUGCUAUCAAAGCUAUGCGGGAAACCAAAGAGGCUUUGGAGAAUGUCAGCUCCUCGUUGGAGACCCUUCAGGAUGGGAUGGGAAAACUUCAGGCCAGUCUUGCUGGAGAGCGAGCCUCUCUGUCCAACACCCUGUCCGACCCAGCCUGCACCAACGGAGCCGUGUCUCACACCUGCAACACCAUCCGUUCUACGCUGGCUCAACUUGGAAUCAAUGCUGACUUCUCCAAACUUCCAGAUGUUAGCCGCGCCUUGGCUAACGUUAACACCAUACUGAAAGUAGAUCUCAGCAACAUUGUUCAGAAGGGUUAUGCAUCCUUUAAUGACACACCCACUCUGGUCAAAGAUCAGACCAAAAACAUUGUUUCAGGAGUUAAAGGCAUGCUGGAUAAGAUCGGCAAUGAGAUAAUGGCCUUCACUAAGAUGUUCCCAGUGGAAGCCUCUCUAGCCAAUUUCACCAUAUUUCUUAACCAACAACACAAAACCAUUGAGUCAUUUUACCCACAGGUCGACCAAAUGGACUUCUACAGGUGGAUCGGUUGCGUGGCCAUGCUCUGUGCUGUCGUUCUGGUUCUGGCCUUUAACAUUCUUGGCCUGCUUUGUGGCACCUGUGGCUAUGACAAGCAAGCUACCCCCACAACCCGCGGCUGUCUGUCUAACACCGGAGGAAACCUGUUGAUGGCAGGGGUGGGUUUCUCAUUUAUCUUUGCCUGGGUGCUGAUGGGCCUCGUGACCACCAUGUUUGUUGUUGGUGGAAACAUAGAGAAGCUAAUGUGUGAGCCUCUGUCUAACCGACAGCUAUUCAAGAUCAUAGACACACCCUUCCUGGUUCAUCCUGAAAAGAAGAAUUUCCUUCCUGCAAUGCUGUUUCAGAAUCCAAAUAUCGACUUGACGUUGGGCGCCAUGUACAGGGAAUGCUAUGAGAACAACGGGCUAUAUCAUGCUCUGCAGCUGGAGAACAUUUUCAACAUUAACUCCUUCCUCAACAGAACUGUGUACAACAAGGAUCUGGGCAAAGUGCUAGAAGGUGUGAAGGUGGACCUGAAGAAUGUUGCACUGCUGGAGCAGGUGGGCAGAGACAACCUCAUGAACUUUGCCAACUCUGGACUCGGAGAGAUAGACUAUCCUGCUUAUUUGGCUGAGCUGAAUAAGGGGAUCACGCUUGUUGACCUGCUGUCUUUCUGUUCUGACCUGGAGGAGCAGGCCGACCAGCUGCCACGCGGUGCUCUGGAGAACGCUCUGAAAGGACACGCCAGCAGCAUCAGAACCAUUCACAGAGAGCAGGUGGUUCCUCUGGAGCAAGCUAUGAAAUAUGUCAAGGCGCGGAGCACCCUGAGCCAGAGCAUCAAACUGCUGCAGAAGACAUCCAGUGACCUGCCAGUCAAAGUCACAAACAUCUUGAGCGCUAUUGAUGCAGCAGAGUAUCUCAUCACUAAUAAUGCCUCCUAUGUAGUGAAGCAGGAGGCAAAAGGCUUCGUGCAGACUUUGGUGGGAUACUUCCAACAGUACACAAACUGGGUUAAAAACUCGCUGACUGCAGAGGUGGCCCAGUGUAAACCAAUCAGCAACAUUGUGGACAGCGCGGAGAUCGUAGCAUGCAGCUUCAUCAUCGACUCAGUGAACACCUUCUGGUUUGGGUUGGGAGGUUGCUGCAUCCUUCUGAUCCCCAGCAUCAUCAUCUCUGUCAAACUGUCCAAGUACUACAGACGGAUGGACACAGAGGAUGUCUUUGAAGACUCUUCUUAUAAUGACACACUGAAUUGGUUCCCCCGGGCCUCUGCUCCCCCAAGCGACUGGUGACCUUCUGGACCCCUCUUCCAUGUGGAGUGGACAGGAGAACUGGAACUGAUCCAGGAUCACUGAAGUUGUCUGUUUUUAGAUGUUCUAACAUCUUUAAGGAUGAAAAGGAAGAACAACAACCAGGAACUUCAGGGAGUAGGACACUUCACCUUGACACUCCUUCAGCCUGUUUGACAAGGACCUCUGAUACCAGCCAACCUCUCUCUCUCUCUCUCUCACCCACCGUCCAGUCCCUUUAGCAUUUUCAAAUGUACAAAACCAGCUGUCAGACACGAGCUCCCGCUUCAUUAGAUCAGGUUCUAGAAUAAAUAUUUGCAUGCACAUCAUCUGGUGAUAAAAGUACAUUUUUUACACUUUCCAAAUUUGUGAAAGUUUUAUAUAUUUUGUUAAUCAUUGUUUUAUAACAUUUUGUAGGUUUUUUUUGUAGAAAUAGUUUUUUUUUCUGUGAAUAUGUGUAAAUUAGAUUGGCUCAUUUUGGUGAAACUGAAGCCCAGAUUAGGUAGAUUUUCAGAGGAUCCGUUGACAUUUUGAAAAAUGAGCUUUCUUGCUGAACUUUAGAGAAGAUAUCACUGUCGAGUCUGCUCAAGGAGGCCCACAAAAUGAAAAAUAAUGAGUAAAUCAGAUUUUUUACAUCGUUACAGCUCUGUGGAGAGCCUGAAGUCUUUGUCAAAUUACUAAUGAUUUCUGCAGAAAAUGCCUUUGUAGACCAAAAGCCUAAAACAUUCACCUUGUUCUGCUAAAAAAAAGUAAAAAAAUAAACUAUAAUCAGUCUGCUUGAUUCAGAUAUAUGAAUGUCAUGUUCAAAAUCUUCUGUUUGAUCUUUUUUCUUAUUUACAUUAAACUUACGUUUUGAAAGCAGCAGGCAAUAUUUAUUGACCUGUUGUUUCGUGCAUCUCGGCGAAAUAAAAAGUUUUCCAAACGGCGCUCUCUUCUUUAAAACACUGAACAAGCUGUGUUUGGCUCUGUGAUAAAAUCUCGACAGAGUCCAAAGUUAAUCCCUGUCCUCUCAUUGUCUCUCAGAUAUUCUCAUAACUCAUAAGAUUCACUUUUAGAUGAUAUAAAAUGAUGUAAAAUGGCUAAAACACAAAAUACCUGCAGGAUUGCUCAGUAUGACUGAGGCCUGAGGGAGACACAAGGAAUGUUUUCCAGAAAGGGUGCAAAUCUGUGAAUAAAUUAUUCCAACAACA